Molecule: messenger RNA, 1164 nt
Organism: Linnemannia hyalina
Lineage: Eukaryota; Fungi; Mortierellomycota; Mortierellomycetes; Mortierellales; Mortierellaceae
Source: the annotation of a GenBank genome assembly
AUGAUGAAGAAGGAGGAGGAGGAUUUUACGGUGCUGUUGAGCAAGUGUCCCGCAUUGACGGAUCUGACUACGCGGUAUGUGGAGUACGACAACGAGCACCGAGAGUUGUUGCGAACGCUGUGCGAGACCCGACUGAAGCGACUGUCGUUCUGUAUCAACAAGCUCCAGUAUGGAAUUGAUAUGAGCGACGUGAUCAGGAUGCCGCAUCUUCAGGAGCUGUCUAUCCGCAACAGUAGCAGAGAUGUUCCUGUUGGUUAUUAUGUUCCGGGGCUGGAGACGAUUCUGAUGUGUCCGAAUCUGAGAGUGUUGAGGUGGUUCACGACGAGUGUUGACCUGACGGCGGGGAUUUUUCGACAGAUAUUUGGGGCAUGUCCAAGGCUGGAGGCGAUUGAGUUGCAGCAAAUGGUUCUGGCAGAUAAUGUGAUUGCGUCGAUGUUGGAGACUAUGCAGGCGUCCGCGACGGAGGUGAUUGUUCCUGAGAGGAAGGACUCGGUUUGGUAUGGUGGGAAUGAGGCGAAUACAGUGGGAUUCAAGACUAGGGCGUUCAAGGCGCUGGAGCGACGACAUUUCGCGACGUUGGUGGUCCUGGAUAUGGGGACGCAGAGUAAGGAGGUGACGAGUUCUAUGAUCCUGCGAGUGUUGAGUGCUUGUCCGCGGCUGAAGGAGAUCACGGCGUAUCAGGUGUUGGCAAAGGAGAUCCGGGAUGGGCCUGGAGUAUGGGCUUGUCGAGGUCUGGAAGUCUUCCGGGUCAAGAUUCACGGAUUCUACAAACCCCUGAUAGACCAUAUUCGUGUAGCCGUGUUUCGUCGGUUUGCCACCCUGCCUCGGCUGCGAGUUCUGCAUAUUGGAGGCCAUGGUCGGAAGGACGAAAGUGUGGUCUUAAGACUAGACUCCGGAAUGGGACAGCUGGCAGAGUUGAAGUUGGAGAGUGUAUCAGUUUACGGGGGUCCACAGAAGAUGAGGAGGGAGGAUGUGGAGUGGAUUAGGGAGCAUUGGCGAGGGCUGAGGGUGUUGGAGGGGGAUUUGCAUCCUAACGGGGAGGUGAGUGAGGCGAUCCGCGAGGUAUUGACGGCUCCGAGGGAUGGCGGACGCAAGAGGAGGGAGGAGGCAGAAAAGACGUUUGAACGGUUUGCCUUUUACACUGUUAACCAUCGAUACCGUUAA